Molecule: messenger RNA, 1914 nt
Organism: Podarcis raffonei (Aeolian wall lizard)
Lineage: Eukaryota; Metazoa; Chordata; Lepidosauria; Squamata; Lacertidae
Exons: 6
Coding region: 525-1649 (374 amino acids)
Biological process (GO): cell surface receptor signaling pathway
Cellular component (GO): plasma membrane
Source: RefSeq, a predicted model, not a curated record
UACCUGGACUGGCUGUAAGUAAAGAAGCAGGCAAGUGAGGGCAGGCUGAGGGCAGACAGAGGUUGGUAGGGCACUAUGCCCCAUUCACUCUAAUGGGCCACCGUCCAUGGCUUCUCUCUCUCUGAAGCCCAAAGGAACCAUAAUGCUCCUUUAACAGCUGGAUGAGCAGCAAACAAGCUGCCUUUUUCUGGUAUGGGAGUUUCAAUGAAGGGCAAAGCUUCCUUCGCUUCUUGCCAGUCACAUGCAGAAGUUGAAAGAGCUGGUCACACCUUGGGAGGCAGCCAUAGAUCAUAGUUAUUUAAAUAUAUAAAAACAGUUUUACCAUUAAUGAAUUGGUGUGAAUCAGUGGUUUAAUAGAUGACAUCUUGCUCAUUAUUUGUGCCCAGCUGCCUUUGAAUGGAAGAUAGAAGCUAAAUAAAGAGAAAAGGUCUCCCUUUAAAUCCUCUUCGCAUGAGAGAGAGAGAGAGAGAGAGGAAACCAGCAGCAUCCGUUUUCCUCCCACUGGCAGUUGCUUCAAGGACGAGAUGGCGGCAGGGCUGCCUCAGUGCCGCUGUGGGCUCUUCCAACACCUGCUCUUCUCCCUCUGGGUCCUGCAGGGUGGUCUAGUAACCAGCAUCUCUGGAGUGGAAGUGACCCAGCACCCACCACUGGCCAACAAACGGCAAGGCGAGACGCUGGAGCUGAGCUGCGAUGUCCAUCAAAAUACCUAUCAUUACUACUGGUACCGCCAACUCCCUGGAGAGAUUAAUCUAGAGCACCUUGGGACUAUUUACUCUACUGCGGACAAAUUGGAGGAGAUUCCAAAAAACGAUCUGAACAGUCGUCUGAGUGGCAAACGGUUUGGCACAAAAGUAUAUUUGUACCUAAAAGGCCUCCAGCUUACUGACUCAGGGCAAUAUCUCUGUGCUUCUAGGGACACAGUGAUUGUAGCAGCACCAGGAGCUGUCAUAAAACCAAACAAUAAUACGUCUCUCGAUGUGCUGCUGAGAAACACGUCCUCUCUCGCCGCCCCAAAGGACGCUUCGCCGUCGGAGAGCAAGGAGGGCCGGAGGGCGAGGAAGGAGCCGUCCCGGAGGGCCGGGAGCAGCCGGGAAGAUUUUGCAAGGGGGGCCCGAGAGGCGGCAGUGCUGUGUGAGCAAGCUUACUUCGCGGAUACUGGGACGCAGCUCAUAGUCGAAGAUGAAAAUUGUCAACGCUCACAGCCGACUGUCCAUCUUCUGGGUCCCGUGUGCCACAAGGACCAUGUCACACUCGUGUGUGUGGCCCAGGGCUUUCCCUAUGAGUGGCCCAUUGAUGUGAGUUGGAAGCGUGAUGGGCAAGAGGUGACUCGUCUCUCUUUCGCCACCGACCCUGUCCGCACCCUGAAUAAUGGCACAUGCAACUUUGGGGUUUCCAGUCGCCUGAGAAUGACAGCUGCAGAGUGGCAGGAGAGGCACGUGUACUCAUGCCACGUGAGACAAGGGAACAUAGCCGAGGCUGAAGAGUCGAUGGAGAGGGAGCCGAGCCAGCAGCCAGCCUCAACUGUCUCGGAGUUUCAGAGCAGCCUUCAUACAGGGCAGCUCAUUUUCCUGCUCCUGGUGGUUAAGAGCUUUGCCUAUGGUACUGCUCUGGGAAUCUACACAGCCUGUAAGAAGAAAACAGGUCUCUGAUGGAGCUGUGGAGAGGCUCUGUGUCUUCCUGCUGGUAUUGAAGCAUUAGCUCUUUCUCCAGUCAAGAAACUUAUCCACUUGCAGCUGGAGGCCAUUCUCAGUGUGGAUCCUCAAUGUUUCUUCUCUGACGUUUUCCCAUCUUCCUUCUCAUCUGCUCGUCAAUCUUGAGAACCUACAUUGGUCACUUGAAAAACUGCUGAAUUCUUCCUUUCCUUGAGCAAAUUUCCUGUGUAACAAUAAACAGAACUAGAUUUUAUUAUCUCCA